AAGUCACUCAGUUAAGUACUUGAACAUGUCAAGCAACUUUCGCUUUAAUCUCUUUCCACUUUAACUUUAUUGAAGAGCUUUUAUUUUGACUAAUAAUGUCUGUGAAACUCUACCAUUUUCCUAUCAGCGGGCCUUCUCGUGGAGCUCUACUUGCAGCCAGAGCCGUAGAAGCCCCGGUGGAAGUUGAAAUAAUUAAUUUAUUCCAAAAGGAACAGUUCAAAGAAAGUUUUUUGAAAAUAAAUCCUCAGCACUGUAUUCCUACGUUAGACGAUGAUGGGUUCGUUUUAUGGGAGAGUCGUGCUAUUGCAGGCUACUUGGUCGAUAAGUAUGGGAAGGAUGACAGUCUGUAUCCAAAAGAUUUGAAAAAGCGCGCAUUGGUCAAUCAGAGGCUGUAUUUCGAUAGUUCUUCUUUGUAUGUGAAGAUCAGGGCAAUUUGUUUCCCAAUAUUGUUUCUUGGGGAAACAGAAAUAAAAAAGCCGUUGAAGGAUGAUCUGAAUGUUACUCUGGGAUUCUUGGAUCGGUUCCUGAAAGACAGUAAAUGGGUUGCUGGUGACCAACCUACUAUUGCAGACACAUCUAUAUAUGCUUCCGUGAGCAGUAUCCUGGCUGUUGGUUGGGACAUAUCUGAAUUCCCAUCCAUUGUAAGAUGGGUAGAUCAAUGUUCUUCAUUGCCCGGAGCAGCUGAAAAUGAUGAGGGUGCUAAAGCAUUUGGAGAUGCUGUGAAAAAGAAUCUGCAUUAAAAAAAACAUAUUUUGCUAAAAAACAUGUAUAUUGUUACAUAUAUUUUAUAAUAUAUUAUUUUUAUACUUAUUUAAUAUACAACAAAAUGACUGCAAUAUUUUAAA
This is a messenger RNA of Spodoptera frugiperda (fall armyworm), 845 nucleotides long. Its product is annotated as glutathione S-transferase 1-like. The transcript has 3 exons. Gene Ontology annotation, molecular function: glutathione transferase activity. NCBI's taxonomy places the organism in Eukaryota, Metazoa, Arthropoda, Insecta, Lepidoptera, Noctuidae. The record is from RefSeq and is a predicted model, not a curated record. The coding region runs from base 96 to 740 and encodes 214 amino acids. Gene Ontology annotation, biological process: glutathione metabolic process.